CAUUCUGUUCCAGCUUAGAAACAUUUGCAAAUAUAAGCCGAGGUGAGAGUGAGAGAGAACCAUAAAACAGCAGAGAGUGAUCGACGUCGUCCCAAAGUCCUGUGAUUCAUUUAUGAAGAACAAAUUCAGAAACCACCUAAGAUGAUGUGGAGACUGUUACCCAUCUUACUGAUUGGAAGGCUGUAUGUAACUCAGCAGACAACAGAUUGCUGCAGCCAGCCAAUGAUUGAUCUGACUGACAAAAACGCAUCUCAGUCUUUGAGCUCCACUAAGGAGUACAGCCGACUGACCAACGCUGACAGGGCCUCUGACGGGAAUCGCUCCACAUGUUCUCUCACCCUGAUUCACUCUAACUCCUGGUGGAGAAUUGACCUGCAGGGCGUUCACAACAUCUCCUGUGUCUGUAUAUACAACAGGAACUGCUCGAGUCUGAACUUAAAGGCUGCCGAGAUCUACGUAGGAAACUCUCCAAAGGACAACGGCAAACUAGCCUGCAACAUCACAGAGUUCAACGAAGGCCAGAUAAACGUCUUCAAGUUCCCCAAAUCAGUGUUUGGACGCUACGUGACGGUGGUCAGACCAGGACAAAAAGCCACGGUUCUUUGUGACGUGAACAUCACUGGCACAGCGUUACGUACGUUAACGCUGAAAUAUGGAGUCACACAUUACUUGAUAGCAACGCUGCUAAUGAAUAGGUUUUUAAAAUGUAGUUUACUUGUAUGUAUUUCCCAUCACUUCUCCAAGCGGAUUAUGUAUUUCAUGUUGACUGGAUUUACAUGAGGAAACUUUUUUUUUUUCUUUUUCAAGAACCUCCAUUCUGUGAUGACUGAUUGUUGUGAGGAAUCCCUGAAAAACUGAGGAGAAAAUCAAAGAUCGGUUCUGAAUCCUGGAUGGACAGAGGCAGACAGAACGGCCCUCUGUUUGAAAUGAUCAUUUUAAUUUCUGUCCUUUUUUUUGGGUGGUUGGUUUGAUUUUCCUUCUUUGAGCAAAACUUAUUAUGUCAUAGUAAUAUUUAUUUGAAUGUGUAUCGGGAGGUUCUGGGUUUGUAUAGUGUCAUUCUCACUGAUAUUAUGAAGUAUUUGUGACGUUUAAUGCUAUAAAGCUUGUUGUAAAUGACCGCUGAUGACCAUUGCUUAUUAGGUUGUUUUACUGUUUUAUCAGAAUAAAUGGAGAAGCACAGUAAAUGUUUGUUUUUCAUUAAAGUAUCAAACAUCACAAAGUAUUUUACACUGAAAUAAAUGUCCAAGUUUUGAAAUUCUGUACGUCACUCAUUUAGAGAACUGAUUUAGCAGCUUUGAGUGCUUUUUUAAUGGUAAAGAGACGAUUUCAAACGAUUUUUAGAAAUUACUUCAACUGCAGUCAAAAUUAUUUUUGCUGUCGGUUGGGGCCUUGGAUUUCUUGUCACGAAGGGAGUAGAAAAGUUGCUGGGAUAUCGGAUUAGAGAUGACGUUUCAGCAGAGAGCUCACCUGCUGACGAUGAAAGAUUUAAAUACUUUGGUUUUGACAUUGUCGCCAAAGACAACGUGAAAGACGAUGGCAUGCCAGUAGAAAGCAAAGAGGACUGGAGAUGGAAAUACUUUGGUUUGGACGACAUUGUCCCUGAAGAUCAACAGGACAUGGAAGCUUCCUCUAAAGUUACCAUCAAUAUGGAUUUGACAGUCAAGACAUCUGAAGACACUGUUGCUUUGGAAAGCGACUGUGCUCCUGAAAUCAAAACGGAGCUGCACUUGGAACAUGUGAUGAUAUCUUUGAGGAUUCAUCAGCGGAAGAAACCUCUUCAGUUGACACAAACUCAAAAGAUGAAGAUGAAGCUCUGUCUUACUGCAGAGAUAACCACAGGGAUCUGGCCUCCAUCUUGAAUGAACAGAUGCAGACGUUUGCUGAGCUGGAGGCUGAGAAAGCCAACAGUCCCUUCAUUUGGAUCGGACUUGGCUACACCUGCACUCUGGACUUCUGGUUCUGGGUUGAUGACAACGUUGUAAAGUUUAAUUGCUGGGACUGGGGUGGUUAUAACGAAGACUGUGACAUGAGUGGAGGCAAGGAGAAAGAAGGAGAUCAUCGCUGGUUCAGCAAGUCUGACUAUGAAGAGUUUAAUUCUAUCUGUCAGUACCAGUGAGAUUUAGGACUUCUACUUUAUUUAAAUUGUGGUAUUCCUUUGUGACCCGGUUUUUGUUUUCAAGAAUCUAAAACGUUCAAAUUAAAGAUAAAACCAAGAAAAACAAAUAAAUCAAUAAAACACAAAAUUUGACUUAAAACACUGAGUGGACAUGUUUGUCUGAUAUCUGCUGGUAGAUUGUUCCAUAAUG
Xiphophorus maculatus (southern platyfish) is the source of this 2306-nucleotide messenger RNA. RefSeq names its product fucolectin-4-like. The record is from RefSeq and is a predicted model, not a curated record. NCBI's taxonomy places the organism in Eukaryota, Metazoa, Chordata, Actinopteri, Cyprinodontiformes, Poeciliidae. The coding region runs from base 142 to 780 and encodes 212 amino acids. The transcript has 5 exons.